UGUGCGAGUCGCCGGCGGCGAUGGUGGGAGGCUCCGAGGAUUCCCGCGCGUGCUCAGCCCGCUAAGUUCAAAUUUGCGAUCGCACAGUGCUUGGACAGCGUGCGUUGUCAGUUCCAUGGUCACAAGGACAACGGCGAGUUGCAUCGAACGAUAUUUCUUACGGAUUUCGUGAUGGCCCUGUUGAUUCCAUUCUUGCGGCUAGUGGUACUGCUCAUUCCCGUCGCGUAUGCCCUCCAAGCUACCCUGCCGGUUGCGGAGAGCCUCACUUCAGUUUCUUGCACCUCUCACACCAACUGCAGCAGCUGCCUCACCGUACCUCAGUGCGCGUGGUGUGGACAAGAGGACUUUUCCCGUGGAAAUGUACGUUGCAACAUAAAGAGCGACCUCCUGGCCAAAGGAUGCGCCGAAGAAUUCAUCGAAAGCCCCGUGGGACGUCUCUUGUCCAUUAAGCAACUUGAGCAUGCUGGAUCAGAUGUUCAACUUCAACCUGAGAGCGUGCGCUUGGAAUUAAGACAGAAUGAACCGCUGAAAUUCGAUGUGACGUACAGGCAAGCUGAGGACUACCCCGUCGAAAUGUACUAUCUCAUGGAUGUGACGCACUCGAUGAAGGACCACAAAGUCAAAGUUGCUGAAUUAGCUGAAAACCUCAUGGCUACUAUGUUGGAGAUGACAAAGCAGUUCAGACUUGGCUUUGGAUCUUUCAUUGACAAAGUGGUCAUGCCGUAUGUAGAUACUACUCCAGCCAGACUGGAGAACCCUUGCCACGGCGAGCAGUGCGAGCCGCCAUACGGAUUCCGGAACAAUCUUCCUCUGACCACCAACACCACACUUUUCCGAGAUACUGUUUCCUCUACUGGACUCUCCGCAAACUUGGAUAAUGCAGAAGGCGGUUUUGACGGCAUCAUGCAAGCAAUUGUAUGCAAGGAGAAAAUAGGCUGGAAUAACCGAUCCAGGAAGAUUUUGCUCUUCGCAACGGACUCCAUAUUUCAUUAUGCGGGUGACGGACUUCUGGGUGGUAUCAUCAAGCGCAACGACGAAGAAUGUCAUCUCGACGAGGAGGGCUAUUAUACAGAAAGCGUACAUCAGGAUUACCCGUCACUCAGUCAAAUAGUGAGUGCCGUUGAGAAGAACAAGAUCAACUUGGUGAUCGCUGUUCCUGAAGGAGCGUACGAUGUCUAUAGACAAAUGAGCCAAUUUGUCCAAGGUUCGGCCGUUGGCAAGCUGGAAGGUGACUCAUCCAAUAUCGUCGACCUCGUGAGAGACCAAUAUUACAAAAUUCGCUCAGAAGUGGAACUGAAAGACACCGCGCCGGAUUUUCUUCGCGUGAGCUACAAAUCUAGGUGUUUAGGGAAGACUGUGGGUUUGACUAACGUGUGCAGCGGAGUCAAAGUAGGGGAUCAGGUGGAAUUUGGUGUUGAAGUUGAAGCCGUGGGAUGCCCUGCGAACCCAAACGAGAGCUACACUUUCCGGAUAUCUCCCGUUGGAGUGAAUGAGUAUGUGGAAGUGGAGGUUUCGGUUUUCUGUGACUGCAGCUGCAAAGACAGUGAGGAGGUGAACAGCACUCGAUGCUCGGAGCACGGAACGUAUUCUUGCGGAGUCUGCUCUUGUGACACCAAAUAUUCGGGGCUACACUGCGAGUGCCUCGAUAAGGACAUCGACAUGCACAGGGCUCUCUGCCAACCGAGUAAUUCCACAACAGAGCUAUGCAGCGGCAGAGGCGAUUGCAUCUGUGGUCAAUGCGAAUGCCACACGAGUGCAGCGGGUCGUAUCUUUGGUCGCUGGUGCGAAUGCGACACAUUCUCCUGUGCAAGAGACGCUCUGUCGCACGUUUGUGGAGGAGACGAGCGAGGCGAGUGUUGUGGCGGAGAAUGUCUUUGCAAGGACGGAUGGACGGGGUCGGACUGCUCUUGCACCACGGACACAUCGACAUGUGUGGCCCCCGGAGAAGACAGGAUAUGCAGCGGACACGGAGAAUGCGUCUGCGGUGCUUGCGUUUGCCAAGCUGAUGAAAGAGGACGUUACGCCGGCGACUUCUGUCAAGACUGCAGUGCGUGUGCAGGAAGGUGUUCGGAGUUCCGCAACUGCGUGCAGUGCAGCAUAUUUGGCAGCGGCGAGCUCAGCGAGGCAGAAUGUAGGCACAACUGUUCUGAACUCAACAUCAUCGAGGUUGACGCUGCAGAAGCAACCAAGCCAGAUGCCCGAAAGUGCGUCUUCAAGGAUGAUGAUGACUGCUCAUUCAUAUUCGUCUACUAUUAUGACGACAAGAACUCCCCCGUUAUUGAGGUGCAGACUACAAAAGAGUGCGGUCCGGGUGCCUACCUGUGGUACAUAGUAGGAGGUGUCAUCGGUGGGAUUCUGCUGGUCGGCCUUUUCGUCGUCUGCGUUCUGCGAUUUGUGAUUUACCUCAAGGACAAGAUGGAGUACGAAAGAUUCGAAAAGGAACUUGAAAGCACGCAAUGGGGAUCGGGAACCAAUCCUCUAUUCAAGGGAGCAGUGUCCAACUUCAGCAAUCCCAUGUACGAGAAGGGUCACAGCUCCGCCAUAUCAACCGGAUAAAGCUUCACAUGGUGCUCCUAUAGUUCUCACAAAGUGUGCCAUAAUACCACUUCUCGGAUAUGUUCCCGUUCAUGCUUUGUCUUUUUUUUUUUGAGAGAGUGAGAGCAAUUUACGUGCAGCGCAUCAUAGGGCUUGCAUCAAUGGAACCAAAGUGCUACAAACCAGACUUGUGCCCGUUACCGAAAAAAAGGAACUAAAUACCGUUACCCGUUACUUCAGAAAAAAGUAACUAAAUACGUUACUCGUUACCAACAUACAAAAGUAACGAGUUCUCGUUACUCACAGGUAACGAGUUACUUUUACGUUACCGCAGCAUAUUUAAAGGAGCCAACAAACACGCCGUCACUUGCCUUCAACUCUUUAUUAAUGAGGAAUUGCACUUCAGGAGGAGCUGAUACUCGAAAUUUGUCGUCCGUCCUUCGUGUUCCGUGUCUCUCGGCCUGUUACCAUGAAUCUAUAUCAGUUUGCCUGGACCUUCUCCCUUGUUUCCGAAGUGGGGGUGAUCGGAGAUUACGAAAAAACAAGAAAAAAAAACACUGGUUUUCGUUCCACGGAUCACCAACGGUUCCCCAAAACAGACGAGGGGCUGCGUCAUAAUUUAGAGCGCUCAGAAGCUUAGCAAAGAUAAGAAAAGUCGAAACGCGUUUUUUGUAGCCAUAGCACAAUUGGUGGCCAUUCUUGGGAAGGAGUGAUGGUCAGAGAUUACGGAAACAAGAGAAAGGACAACAACACAUCCAGUGAGGGACUGCAAUAAUACUUUAAGUCACACGUCACGCAGGUCAAAUCUGCAGGCAUUGCGCCACACGGAAUGCCGAAAUGUGCUCCCAGUGCUCAAGAAAAGGAACGAGUAACGUCAGUAACGAGUUACCAAUUUUUGUAACUGAUUCCGUUACUAUUACAAUUUUUUAAAAAGUAACUGAAUCGUUACUUCGUUACCAAAAAAAGUAACCGUUACCAAGUAACGAGUUACUUGUAACGCGUUAGGCACAACUCUGCUACAAACGAGCUUUAAAUAGAGCAGUAACUUAGUCAUUGUGUGGAAAAACGUUGUGUGAACUGUGAGUGGAAAAGCACUGUUUGGCUACGAUGUGCAUUUGGACACGAAACGUAGAAAAGCAAAGUCUGCGCAAUAACCGUGCAUUUGAUUUUUCUUUUCGUCGGUCGUUGAAUAAGGCUGCCCUUUUUUUCUUCAUUGUUCCUAUAUAGUGUUCUUCCUUGUGUCAUCACUCUCGCUAUUUUCUAAAUAUUUAUCUAUCUACAUUUCGGUGCACGAUACGCAUUUUGUACACGUGACGUCACUCCCAGUGAAGUGCCACGGUGGGAUUUCCUACCAUGGUGUAGGCCCUCACCUUCAAUCUAUAGGUUCAGCGCCUGCACAAGCUUAUGAAGGCGUAGUUGGUACCAAUCCAAGGUGUGUAGACAGCAAAAAGACGCGGACAGAAGAACGAUGACACGGACUGCUGCUAACUCUCAACUGAUAGACUUUAUCGGACGA
Molecule: messenger RNA, 4051 nt
Organism: Ornithodoros turicata
Lineage: Eukaryota; Metazoa; Arthropoda; Arachnida; Ixodida; Argasidae
Product: integrin beta-PS-like
Exons: 22
Coding region: 172-2556 (794 amino acids)
Biological process (GO): cell-matrix adhesion; cell migration; cell adhesion mediated by integrin
Cellular component (GO): cell surface; integrin complex; focal adhesion
Molecular function (GO): integrin binding
Source: RefSeq, a predicted model, not a curated record